UACUGCUUCCGACGGAAUAUUCCAUUGGAAAAUUUUUUCCCUGAGGGAAAUAAUUCCGUCAGAACUAAUAAUAAAAUAAAAAAAAAAAGUCAAAGCUCCUUCUUUGCCCAGAUUCAGAAACACGAAGAGAGAGAAAGAGAAAGAGAGAAGUGGAGAUCCUGCCGGCGACUGCCGUUCCACCGACCACCACCGAGCCGCCUCAACUACGCCGCCGCCAUUGCCACCACGGGUUUCACCACAACCACCAGCCGUGAAGCCUCCAUCCCCUGCUGUUCCAAUACUGCCGUCUAGUGAUCAUGGCAGGCGGUACAGACAAAGGUUAACGGACAAUGGAGCUCGACUCCUCCGAUGAGGACAUGGCGGAUGCGGAUGCACAUGAUUUAGGUGCUACUUAGGAGCCCACUUCCAGCUCAUCACGAGAUCAGACACAGGAGCAUUCACAAUUGCCGGUAUUAGACCCUACUAUGCUCUGGUUUGACGACAACAAGGUGAGGAAUGCGGUCUCCGGGACGCUAAUCGGGUACUAUCGAGAGCCUUGGAGGAAUUACGGAGAGGUGGAUGAACACUGGUGGAACUUAUUCAGCAAAGAAUUCACAUAGACACCUCAAUUGAUCGAGGAUGUGAAGCACACUUUUGAAAAGAAGUUUGCUACUCGGCUACGUGACAUGUUCUACACAGUCACGCACAAGAUGAGAGGCGCCAAGCCAGGCUGGUUCAAUGAGGACGUCCACAAGAAAAUGAUGGAUAUUGUUGCCACUGAUCCAACUUACAAGAAGAGGUCGGCCCAAAACAAGAAGAACAGGAGGGGCGGCUUAAUGGAAAAUGCGGUUGAAGCUACCCACUAUCAGGGUUCGAUGUCAGCUGUACAACAUGCUAAACGGGUGGCGGCGAAGAAUAAAGGCCAGCUCCCAACAGCCCAUGAGCUGUUUCUGAAGAUGCACUUCAAGGAAGUGCCUUGGAAAGGCACAGUACCAGCCAACACCAAAGCACAUCAUAUUGCGGAGGCCUACCAGAAGAAAGUUGAAAAAGCAAGCACCAAAGGGAUUCGGAAGAGUCCAAAUGAGUUGUACCGGGAAACUGUAGGUGGUCGCAAUAAGAAGGGUCGUGUGAAGGGGCUUGGCAAGGUGCAGAGCUAUAUUAUGGCAACAGGAAGGGUUCAGGUUCCAAGUCUUCCCACCAGUACAUGCCUUCCUUUCUUUCCCAGAUGCAGGAUCAGGUGAAACAGAGGGUGGAGCAGAGGGUGGAGAAGAGGGUGCAAGCUUUGCGGAGUGAAAUGGAAGUCGAGAUGGAGGCUCGAUUGGCCGAAAAAGAAAGGAGAAACCAAGAGAGGUAUGAAGAGAUGAUGCGUCGAUUCUCCAGCAACGACCCAUGUUCCAACAUUCCACAUCAGCGUCGAGACCCCACGAACGACUCGGGUAGCGGCGGUGCAGGGCAAGGUACUCCGGAUGUAGCUUAGAAUUUGUUUAUAUAGUAUGUACAUAUAUUUAGAUUUAGAUUAUGUUGUAUAGUUGCACACAAUGUAUACAUUAUUAUAAAUAAAUAUAUAAAAAUAUUUUUGUAAUUAAAUCAUAA
Molecule: messenger RNA, 1572 nt
Organism: Chenopodium quinoa (quinoa)
Lineage: Eukaryota; Viridiplantae; Streptophyta; Magnoliopsida; Caryophyllales; Amaranthaceae
Exons: 7
Coding region: 666-1220 (184 amino acids)
Source: RefSeq, a predicted model, not a curated record